Messenger RNA from Effrenium voratum, 1773 nucleotides. The record is from the annotation of a GenBank genome assembly. NCBI's taxonomy places the organism in Eukaryota, Dinophyceae, Suessiales, Symbiodiniaceae.
AGCCCGCAGUCAGAGGCUCGCUUUCCUUCCGAGCUCGCGGGAAGCGGUUCGCCUCGAGCCUGGCUCCGACGCGGUGAGCUGAAGUUGGGUGCCCGCAGGGAGGCGCGCCUAGCUGGCGCCAUGAUCGUGUAUGACCCUGGCUCCUACGGAGUCGGCUUCGCCUGCCGGCUUCGGGGCUCGGUUUUCCCCAGGGCCUUUGCUCCGGCCAGCCUGUGCACUGGCCUGGCAGUUCUUCUGCACUGGUCCUUUCGCUACUCGCCCACCACCUUGGACGAGAUCGGCGCGGGGGAUGCGGAAGCAAACGUCCUUGGGGGCUUCACCUUCAUCCUGGGCUUCCUGGUCGUCUUCAGGUCGCAGCAGGCGUACUCGCGGUGGUGGGAGGGCGGCACUUUGCUCCAGCAGCUUCGGGGCGAGUGGUUCAACUCCUACAGUUGCCUCAUCGCCUUCUGCAACGCUGCCCCGGAGAAACGGGAGGAGAGUGGUGCACUUCCAGCACCAGCUCGUAAGGCUCUACAGCCUCCUCUAUGGAUGUGCCCUUCAGCAGGUUGCCACCAUGGACGACAAGAACUUCGAGCUUUUCAUCCUCGAGGGAUUUGAGGAGGGCAGCCUGGCCUUCUUGCAGGGCUCCCACGAUCGCUGCGAGAUCACCCUGCAGUGGAUUCAGCGUCUCAUCGUGGAGAGCGACUCCAAGCAGAUCCUGAAGAUCGCGCCGCCCAUCCUGUCCCGGGUCUUCAACGAGCUGGGCAAUGGCAUCGUGAACCUGAACAACGCUCGGAAGAUUACGGACUUCCCCAUCCCCUUCCACCUGGCGCAGAUGAUCACGGUGAUGCUCAUAGUCCACUCCGUGAUGACCCCGGUGAUCUGCGCCGCGACGGUGGAGCACCUCUCCUGGGCCGCCAUCAUCUCCUUCGUGGUUUCCUUCUGCUACUGGGCUGUGCAUUUCAUCACGAUUGAGCUGGAGAUGCCUUUUGGUGACGAUUGGAAUGACUUGCCCUUGCAGGACAUGGCUACGGACUUCAAUAUGAGCUUGGCCAACUUGAUCGACCGCAGGGCGCAGGAGGUACCAAAGUUUUACUUCGAGCUGCAGAAGCACGCGGCGCUGGGGAAGAAGAUCAUCGACUUCGACCGGAGCUUAUCCCCGUCCACCGCGCCGGCGAAGGCCAGGGGCACACGGUUCCAGGAGAAGAAGCCCCGCGCGUCAGCAGAGAAAGGAGGUAGGAAAGUUCCCGAUCUGGAAGCGGUCGACGUCUGGAGAUCGGAGGACGACUCCAUCCAGUCCGGCGCGCCUGUCGCGCCGCCUGGCGCGCCACCUGGCGCGCCGCCUCCCGCUCCCCCUGCGCCCCCCGCGCCUGUCGCGCUUCCGACCAAGGAUAGCCUGCCAGAGGUCAAGGCCAAGGCCAAGGCCGAGGGAUCGAAGGCCAAGGAGGCGAAAGAAGAGAAGGCCCUGCUGUUGCCGGAGCUGGACUUGAAGGACGACCCGGACCUCGACUUGUUGGAGAAAUACCUCCAGUCCGCAGACUUCCAGAAGCGGCUGGAGGGCUAUCUCGCCAUCGCCGUGCGUCAGCUGGAGCGUAUUGCAGGCAAGCCGGAGAAACCUCCGGAUCCCGUUCUGCAAGAUCGUGAAAUGGACGGGCCCACGUGCGUGUGGAUCCCGCAAUGUUUGCCAGAUGAGGCCUAGUGGAAGCGUUUUUUUUGGGGGCUGCCCAAGGCAUACCCUGAGCCAAUGUAAGGGUUUCACCUUGAAAAACAUACAUUCCAUAUUAUAGUCCCAAA